GUUUGGAGGUGUGUAAGAGGUUGAAACAGAUCAGGAGAAAAGGGGAGAAAUGCAGCUGAGGGAAGAAUACAUCCAGCUGGAGAAAUCCCCUUCAGUGGAUUCAUCAGGUCUACCAUUGCUGGAAUCUGAUCUUCCUCCACCAUGUUCAAAAAUAUUUGUUUGCCUUGUGUUAUUCUUUUCUCCUCAAAUCUCCUCAGUUUCAGAUGCAUUGCGGGCAGAGGAAUCUGUAAGAGGAGUUGUGGGAAGAGCGAUCACAAUCGAUUGUCACUAUGAAACACAUUACCACUCACAGGCAAAGUACUGGUGCCAUGGACGGACUCGUCAAUGUUCAGUUUUAGUGGAAACAAAAGGGCAACACGGACGGAGUGGACGAAUGUCAAUCACAGAUAAACAGAACCUGAGCAAGAAAAAAUUUACUGUUACUAUGGAGGAUCUUCACUCCGGAGAUACAGGAUGGUACAGCUGUGGAAUUACAACACCAGGGAACGAUCCGAUGUUUAAUGUUCAUCUACAAGUAUCUGAUGAACCCGUGUCCGUUCCUGUGCUUCGAUAUCUGUCACCAGCAAAGGUCUCGCGUCUCGGGGGCUCAGUGUCAGUUUCCUGUGAGUCCCUCCAGGGAUCCCUUCCCAUUCAGUACAGCUGGCAUGAACAAACCUCAUCUGGGUAUCGAAAGGUAUCAGGCACCAAUGAACUGGCUCUGCAUUGUCAAUCAUUCAACCAGCAGCACCAUCAAUAUUACUGCAGAGCCUCAAAUCGGCUUGGAGCAAAAUCCAGUGGAAUGGUUAAUGUGACAGUCUUCAACAACAGAGAGAUCUGCAGUUAUGUGACAGAAAUCAAUGGCACCAUUUCAGGUACUUUAUGGGCAGAAGAUAAAGCAAGAGGAGUUGUGGGAAGAGCGGUCACAAUCGAUUGUCACUAUGCACUAAUGUACCGUUCACACACAAAGUACUGGUACCCAAAGUCGGAUCACCAAUGGACAUUGUCAGUGAAUGCAAAUGGGCAAAAUGAGCUUCAUGGAAGAAUGACAAUCAGAGAUAACACAUCCCUGGGAAUAUUUACUGUUACUAUGGAGAAUCCUGUCCCUCAAGAUUCAGGAGCUUACCUAUGUGGAAUUACAACAUCAGGCAAUGAUCCAACCUUUGAGAUUGUUGUAGACAUUUCUAGCGAACCCCCAUCUGUUCCUUUGGUUCGAUUUUCACCACCAACAAGUGGCUUAAGUUGUGGGGACUGCAUGUCUGUGUCCUGCGAGUCUGUCAAUGGAUCCCUUCCCAUUCAGUACUCAUGGUAUGAAAAGACGCCAUCUGGGGAUUCAAAGAUCUCUGACACCAACAAACUGGAUCUACAUUGUCAAUCCUUAAAAUACAAAAAAUAUCUGUAUUAUUGCAAAGCCUCAAAUAAUCAAGGAGAAAAGUCCAGUGAAAUGGUCAACGUGUCCAUCUCCAAUAGUGUCAGCACCUGUAGAAAUGUGAUUGAAGUCAACAGCAUGGAGCCAAUUCAUUUCUCUGAAAAUACUGUGACAGAAACUAUGACAACUGCAAAAGGAGAACAAUCUUCAUCAAAUAAAAUGCUCAUUUACAUCAUUGUGCCUAGUGUCAUUGGGAUUCUGCUCAUAUUAUUUGUCGUUUGUCUGCUUUGCUACCUGAAGAGAAAAAACAGGGAAAUGAAGCCCAAAACAUCUCCCAGAAAAGGCAACAAUGGUACCCAGGAAAUGGCUACGUUGGAAAACAAUAUCGUUUAUUCAGAUCUACACCACGUCAGAAAGAAGCAGGGAACUGCCCAGAUGGUGAAAGAAGGAACCAGAAUUGUGUAUGCAGAAAUGAAGCCCAAAACAUCUCACAGAAAAGGCAACAAUGAUACCCAGGAAAUGGCUACGUUGGAAAACAAUAUCGUUUAUACAGAUCUACGCCACGUUGGAAAGAAGCAGGCAGCUGCCCAGUCAGCGAAAGAAGGAAAAGGAACUGUGUAUGCAGAAAUGAAGCCCAAAACUUCUCACAGAAAAGGCAACAAUAAAACCCAGAAAAUGGCCACGUUGGAAGAAAAUGUUGUUUAUACAGAUCUACACCAUAUUCGAAACAAACAGACAGCUGCCCACUCGGCAAAAGAAGGAACUGGAAUUGUGUAUGCAGGUGUGAAAUAUAAAAGGAAAUCAACAGCAGUCCACUCCGUUACUGAUGUGGAUAACAUCACCGAUGCAGAUAUCAAAUUUCAAACCCAUCGGGCAAAGCCCAAACAGAAAGCUUUCUCUCCUGCUACUCCACAGGAUGAGGAAUAAGCUUGAAAAAGUAGUUAUGUGGCUAGAUUGAGGCAUAAGAGUUAUGUUCUUUAUUCAGUUCACCUAUACACCUGCUUGUCAAUGAAAAUAUCUGAUCAGCCAGUCAUGUAACAACUCGAUGCAUAAAAGCAUGUAGAUAUGAACAAGAGGUUCAAUUGACAGUAAGUUAAAUAACAUUUGUUACAACAGAUGUUGCAGAAGAACACCUCUCAAUGCACAACACGCCGACACAUAUGCUUUCCUGCAUCGAAUUGCUGCCGCAUAACUGAUUUGGUAUUUACUCUGAUGAGCAGGUGCAAAGAUGUUCUGAAUGAAGUGGCCACUAAGUGUAACUCUUCUGCCUUAAUCUAUCCACAUAAUUACUUUGUCAAGCUUAUCCUGAUCUGCUUCUUUCACAAACCUAUUCAAGAAACUGAGUAGAGAUAGCCCAGGAAAUUAUAGACCAGUGAGUCUUACCUCAGUGGUUGAUAACUUGAUGGAGAAGAUCCUGAGAGGCAGGAUUUAUGAACAUUUGGAGAGGCAUAAUAUGAUUAGGAAUAGUCAGCAUGGCUUUGACAGGGGCAAGUUAUACCUUAUGAGCCUGAUUGCGUAUUUUGAGGAUGUGACUAAACACAUUGAUGAAGGAAGAGCAGUAGUUGUAGUUGAUAUGGAUUUCAGCAAGACAUGUGAUAAGGUACCCCAUGCAAGGAUUAUUGAGAAAGUAGGAGUUAUGGAAUCCAAGGGGACAUUGCUUUGUGGAUCCAGAACUGGCUUGCCCACAGAAGGCAAAGAGUGGUUGUAGAUGGGUCAUAUUCUGCAUGGAAGUCAGUCACCAGUGGAGAGCCUCAGGGAUCUGUUCUGGAACCCUUACUUUUCGUGAUUUUUAUAAAUGACCUGAAUGAGGAAGUGGAGGGAUGGGUUAGUAAGUUUGCUGAUGACACAAAGCUUGGAGGUGUUGUGGAUAGUGUGGAGGGCUGUCAGAGGUUACAGUGGGACAUUGAUAGGAUGCAAAACUAUGCUGAGAAGUGGCAGAUGGAAUUCAACCCAGAUAAGUGUGAGGUGGUUCAUUUUGGUAGGUCAGAUAUGAUGGCAGAAUAUAGUAUUAGUGGUAAGACUCUUGGCGGUGUGGAGGAUCAGAGGGAUCUUGGGGUCCGAGUCCAUAGGACGCUCAAAACAACUGCGCAGGUUGACUGUCAUUAAGAAGGCGUACGGUGCAUUGGCCGACAUCAAUCGUGGAAUCAAAUUUAGGACCCGAGAGUAUUGUGCUGUAGGUUUUCUAUGUUUCUAUGUAAACCCUGCUUUCCAGUUCCUCUCCAUUGGCAAUGAGGGUCUAAGUCUAGAUCAUCUCUGUGUGACUACCCAUUACGCUGCUGUGUCUGGGGCAGCAGUGCAGGUCCUCCAUCUCUGGUGGUGUUCAGGGUUUCCUUCAUCAUGUCAGUAGCUUCCUCUCAGUUUUUUCUGCUGGUAGUCAUGCAAAUCCUGGGCAGAGGUUCGAGAAUACCAUCACACUCAGAUAUAGAGGGAAUCUUCAUUGCUGUUUCUGUAACAAUUUUGUUUUACCAGUCAAGGUUGUUAGUCCUGAUCUGAAGCUGGAGGACUGGUGGAUCAUUUUAAGUCUGGUCUGGCCCAAUUGAUUUGAUGACAGAGUGAGCUUUGUAGAGGUCGGGGAAGAAAUUUUUUUUUAAGGAGCAUUUUGCUGGGCUGGGCGCAUUAGCAGCGGACCAAUUGAUUCAAAGAAAGAGAGAUAGAUCUUUGCACAGAUCAAGGAGGAAAGUUUAAAAAAGGAGUGUCUCAUGAGAUUGAUGCAUUAGAAUACUGGAUAUGACUGUGAGACCCGUUUUCUGUUUUGGGUAUCGGCUGUGGGAUGUCCAUGAGACUUCCAGCCUCCCUGACAGCUACAUCUGCACCAGUUGUAUUGAGACGCAGCACCAUGGGGACCAAGUUGGGGACUGGAGCUGCAGCUCGAUGACCUUUAGCUUGUUAGGGAGAGAGAGGAAAGAUUGACAGGAGCUUUAAGCAGGUAGUCACCCCAGGGUCACAGGAGACAGAUAAGUGGGUGACCUUCAGUAGGGGGAAGGAAGGGCAUCAGGUAGUGGACAGCACUCCUGUGGCUGUCCACAUUUUUGAGUGCUGUUGGGGGGAGCGACCUACCUGGGAAAAGCAACAGUGGCCGUGCCUCUGGCUCUGAGUCUGGCCCUGUGGCUCAGAAGGGUAGGGAACGGAAGAGGUGGUCAGCGGUAACAGGGGACUCUAUAUUUAGCGGACAGAUAGGCAACUCUGUGGACAUGAAAAAGAAACAAGGAUAAUCGUUUUCUUCCCAGGUGUCAGGGCUCGUGAUGUUUCAGACCGCGUCCACAAUAUGCUGAAAUAGAAGGGUGAGCAGCCAGAGGUCGUGGUGCAUAUUGGUAUCAACGACAUAAGUAGAAAAAGGGUAGAGGUCCUCAAACCAGAAUAUAGGGAGUUAGGAAGUAAGUUGAGAAGCAGGACCUCAAAGGUAGUGAUCUCGGGAUUGCUGCCUGUACCACACGACAGUGAGUAUAGGAAUCAAAUGAGGUGGAGGAUAAAUGUAUGGCUGAAAGAUUGUACGGAGGACAGGAAUCCAGAUAUUAGAAAUUGGAGUGUGGAUCAAUACGUGGAACUGUGAUGUUGUGGCCAUUAUAUAAACGUGGUUGUCUCAGGAGUAGGAAUGGCUGCUGAGUGUGCUGGACUUUAGAUGUUUCAAAAAGAACAGAAAGGGAGGCAGAAGAGGUUGGGGGUGUGGCGUUGCUCAUAAGGGGAAAUGUCACGACUGCAGAAAAGGGGGAAGUCAUUGAGGGAUGGUCUACUGUCAGUGUGGGUAGAAGUCAGAAACAGGAAAGGGGCAAUAACUCUACUGGGUUUUUUAAAAGACCCUCAAAUAGUAACAGUGACAUUGAGGAGCAGACAGGGAGGCAGAUUCUGGAACACUGGGCAACAUGAGAGGAUACAGGUUAGAUGUCGGGGUAAGUUUUUAAGCAGAGAGUGGUGACCGCAUAGAAUGGGCUGCCAGCAAAGGCGAUGGAUAGGAUAUGAUAGGAUCUUUUAAGUGAUUCCUGGAUAGGUACAUGGAGCUUAGGAAAAUAGAGGGCUAUGGGUAAUCCUAGGUAAUUUCUAAAGAAGUACAUGUUCAGCACGGCUGUACAUUUUCUAUCUUUUCUAAUAAUGAUAGGGUUGUUGUGACAGGAAAUUUUAACUAUCCAAAUAUUGACUGGCAUCUCCUUAUUACAAGGGGUUUUGAUGAGGUAGAGUUUGUAAGGUGUGUUCAGGGAAGGUUUCCUGUCGCAAUAUGGAGAUAAGCCAACUAGAGGAGAGGCUAUACUUGAUCUGGUAUUGGGAAAUGAACCUGGUCAGGUGUCAGAUCUCUCGAUGGGGAGCAUUUUGGAGAUAGUGACACGCAACCCUAUCGCCUUCACCAUAGCGCUGGAGAGGUAUAGGAGCGGACAAUUUGGGAAAACAUUUAAUUGGGGAUGGGGGAAAUAUGAUGCUAUUAGGCUGGAACUUGGGAGCAUAAAUUGGGAGCAGAUGUUCUCAGAGAAAUGCACAGUAGAAAUGUGGCAAAUGUUCAGGUCACAUUUGCAUGGAGUACUGCAUAGGUAUGUUCCAUUGAGGCAGGAAAAGGAUGGUAGAGUUCAGGAAAAUUAAAAAAAGCUUGGGAGGAUGACCUAAAUUGUCAGAUUUGUGAUGAAAGAUGGAAUAAAAUUCUUAAACGGGUUAAUAAAUCAUCUUUCUGUGCCUGUCAUUCUCUUCUACAAUUUAAAGUGGUUCAUAGAGCUUACAUUUCUAAACAGAAACUGUCCAGUUUUUAUCCAAACGUUUCUCCAUGUAAUACAUGCAACUCUGCUGAUGCCUCUUUAAUUCAUAUGUUUUGGUUUUGCCCUAAAAUUGAAAAGUUUUGGCGGGAAGUAUUCCAUAGCUUCUCACAGCUUUUUAGAGUCCAAUUUGACCCAAAUCCCCUUACAGCUUUGUUUGGUAUUAAUGCAAAUGAAGAUAUAACUUUAAAUACUCCAAACCUACAGGUUUAAUUUUUACCUCUCUUUUAGCAAGGAGAGCAAUGUUGCUUAAAUGGAAGGAGUCUACCCCUCCUACACAUCUUCAAUGGCUACAUGAUAUUAUGUCUUUUUUAAAUUUAGAGAAGAUCCGCUGCUCAGUCUUAAAUUCUAAACACUCUUUUUAUGAUAUCUGGGGACCUUUCCUAAAUUACUUUUCCAAUUUAUAAAGUUUAACAGUGCACAGACUUUUAUGUAUAUUUCUAUCUUCUCUUCUUAAGCAAAUAUUUUUUUUUCUAAUUAUCCAUUAUCAUCCAUCAGCUUUUUUCUUUGGUAGUUGGUAGGGGGUUGACAUUUUUAUAUAAAAAAAUUAUUUUAUGA
Messenger RNA from Hypanus sabinus (Atlantic stingray), 6636 nucleotides. RefSeq lists its product as uncharacterized. Bases 50 to 2272 code for a protein of 740 amino acids. Lineage: Eukaryota; Metazoa; Chordata; Chondrichthyes; Myliobatiformes; Dasyatidae. The transcript has 12 exons. The record is from RefSeq and is a predicted model, not a curated record.